AUGAUGGGUGAUGCCUCGCAAGAAGCUGAACACUUGCAAAACACAUUGAUCACUGAGGAGAAGAUUGAACAAAAUUUCUGUAAACAACCACAGUACAUACGGAUCCCAUUCUCAGACAUGUCAGAAGAAAACCCAGAAAAGGGUGAAAUAGUAUCUACCAACACCCCCUAUAAAUUAAUAAAUGGUUAUCCUUCAGAAAAUGAGAUAAGGAAAAGAAAGUCAUAUGUAAUGUCCUACAACAAUGUCACAAAUAAUGCUGAUUGGGUUUAUGAGAUAUUUAACGCGAGCACUUUAGCUGACAAUUGUGAAAAAGAGUUAAAGUUAGGUGAUACAAAUUAUCACAAAGGUCAUCUUGCUGCUGCUGCCAAUCAUAAGUGGUGUCUUGAAGCCUUAAAUGAUGCUUCUUUGUUUAGCAACAAGGCACCGCAGCAAAAAAACUUAAACCAAAGCACUUGUAAAAAGUUGGAGAAUAAUUGUCGAGAAAUAGCUAAAUACGAAACAGUUCGUAACCUCCAUGUGUACACUGGACCACUUUAUCCUGAAGAACUAACCAUGAAGGGAGUGAAAGCUUUGCCAAGUCACUUCUUUAAGGUGAUAAUUGUCGAGGAUCAUAAUGGGACAGUAAUACAGCCAUUUUGCUUUCUGGUUCCCAAUGAACAACCAACAUCUGAUAAUUGUUAUGUAAAUCAAUGUUCAAUUGAACACAUUGAGCAUCACUCUGGUUUGAUCUUCAUAUGCACCCCUCUUGGAGUAACACAGGACAGGAUUAAAACUAUAAAGUGGCAGGGAAAGAACGAAGCUGGAGAGAUAUGUUAUGCUGAUAUAAAAGUCAGAAUAAGCUCAUAA
Triplophysa dalaica is the source of this 846-nucleotide messenger RNA. RefSeq names its product endonuclease G, mitochondrial-like. Gene Ontology annotation, biological process: apoptotic DNA fragmentation. Lineage: Eukaryota; Metazoa; Chordata; Actinopteri; Cypriniformes; Nemacheilidae. The coding region runs from base 1 to 846 and encodes 281 amino acids. Gene Ontology annotation, cellular component: nucleus; mitochondrial inner membrane. The record is from RefSeq and is a predicted model, not a curated record. The transcript has a single exon. Gene Ontology annotation, molecular function: single-stranded DNA endonuclease activity; nucleic acid binding; RNA endonuclease activity.